AUGAGAUUUGGAAGAGUUGGUGCAAUAUCUGCAAUUACUCGUUCUAAAAGAUCAGAAUAGUAUUUGGCUGGGAAGAGUGACGACAUAGAAAUGACAGAGAAGUAGCUGAAUCAGGCAGAGAAAAUAAUGAGAGGUAUUUCAAAGGAUUAGAAAUCGAUGGUUUUGUACAGAGUUCCUGUGUUGUAAGAUAAUAAUGCAAGUGACUUAGUAUUUGGGGAAUAGGAAUAUUGA
Messenger RNA from Paramecium tetraurelia, 231 nucleotides. RefSeq lists its product as uncharacterized. The transcript has 2 exons. NCBI's taxonomy places the organism in Eukaryota, Ciliophora, Oligohymenophorea, Peniculida, Parameciidae. The record is from RefSeq and is a predicted model, not a curated record.